Molecule: messenger RNA, 751 nt
Organism: Haplochromis burtoni (Burton's mouthbrooder)
Lineage: Eukaryota; Metazoa; Chordata; Actinopteri; Cichliformes; Cichlidae
Gene: mrpl57
Product: mitochondrial ribosomal protein L57
Exons: 2
Coding region: 180-491 (103 amino acids)
Biological process (GO): mitochondrial translation
Cellular component (GO): mitochondrial ribosome
Molecular function (GO): structural constituent of ribosome
Source: RefSeq, a predicted model, not a curated record
AGGCCCCAUAGUUUGCCCGGAAAUACAACCAAUGACCCGGGAAGUUAGCUGCGGAUGCUAGUUAUGCGGCUUGUUUUCUGCCUUUUUUGUUCUUUGUAUUAUAAUCAAAUAGAGUGAACCUGUCUUCUGGUCAGAGAUUCGGCUGCUUUUAACGCAGUCACAAGAAAUAAUUUGCCAUCAUGUUCCUCACCCUCACCCUUCUGCGAAAAGGUAUUCCUGGAAAGCAGUGGAUCGGAAAGUAUCGACGGCCUCGACAGAUUACUUGGCAAAUGAAACGCAACACACUGAAGCAGCUGGAGCGCGAGGCUGAGAACGAGUACUGGAUCAGCCGGCCGUACAUGACCCAGGAACAGGAGCACGGGCAUGCAGCAGAACGCAGAGCCCAGAACUGGCUCAAGAUCAAGGAGGCCAGCUUUGCGAAUUUUCCUGAACACAAACGCAUCACAGAUCACCUGAGUCAUCUGAGAAUCACCAAGAACUGGUCAAGUUAACGUGUGAAGUGACAUGCAAAGACUGUGUUUAUAGUAUAACAAUCUAAAACAGUUAAUUUGUCCAAAGAAGCCCUGUUUUUGUUUAUUAUGGCUUAUUAUUACUGAUUUGCUUGUUGUCAACUGAGAAGCCACCUUGAAGUGUUCCCAAAAGACCGUUCUCACUCUCUCUGUUCGCAGAUGUUUUGGGUUCGGCUGAAAAUGUGACUGGCAUUCUUCCUUUCGAUGUAGCUUUCUUUGGAUAAAAUUCUCUUCAAAAGCCA